Messenger RNA from Panicum hallii, 1737 nucleotides. Its product is annotated as bZIP transcription factor 68-like. The coding region runs from base 221 to 1378 and encodes 385 amino acids. The transcript has 13 exons. Gene Ontology annotation, cellular component: nucleus. Gene Ontology annotation, biological process: regulation of DNA-templated transcription. The record is from RefSeq and is a predicted model, not a curated record. Lineage: Eukaryota; Viridiplantae; Streptophyta; Magnoliopsida; Poales; Poaceae. Gene Ontology annotation, molecular function: DNA-binding transcription factor activity; sequence-specific DNA binding.
CACCCAGCACAGCACAGCAACUCCACACUCCGCCAGUCGCGAGCCGCAGCUACGCGUCGCGUCGCAUCGCACGCAUCCCCCCUGCCCUGCCCUCCCUCGUCGUCUUCCUCGCCCCGCCCCGCCCCCAACUAGACACACCGUACCGCCAGGUUUUUGCUUUAUGCUGGUUCAUGUGUCGACAGGCAAUGGACUAAUUGCUGGCCUGUCUCUCUGAUUCGCCAUGGGAAGCAGUGGAGCUGAUACACCGUCUAAGACAAGCAAGGCAUCUGCCCCACAGGAACAACAGCCACCUGCUACCUCAGGUGCUGCAACACCGGCUGUUUACCCAGAUUGGUCCAGCUUCCAGGCAUAUCCUCCAAUCCCACCACAUGGGUUCUUCCCUUCACCUGUGGCAUCAAGUCCACAGGGUCAUCCUUACAUGUGGGGAGCUCAACCUAUGAUCCCACCAUAUGGAACACCGCCGCCACCAUAUGUCAUGUACCCUCCUGGAGUAUAUGCUCACCCUUCUAUGCCCCCGGGUGCACAUCCAUUCACUCCUUAUGCCAUGACUUCUCCAAAUGGCAAUGCUGAUGCUACUGGAACUACUGCAGCAGCUGGUGAUACUGACGGGAAGCCCUCUGAAGGCAAAGAUAAAAGUCCAACAAAAAGAUCCAAAGGAAGUUUAGGUAGCUUGAACAUGCUUACUGGGAAGAAUCCCACCGAACAUGGUAAGACCUCAGGAGCAUCAGCUAAUGGAGCCACUUCUCAAAGUGGGGAAAGUGGGAGUGAAAGUUCAAGUGAAGGGAGCGAAGGAAAUUCUCAGAAUGAUUCACAUCACAAGGAAAGUGGACAUGAACAGGAUGGAGAUGUUCGAAGUUCCCAGAAUGGUGCAUCACGCUCACCAUCUGAGGGAAAAUUAAACCAGACUAUGGCAAUCAUGCCAAUGCCAUCAAGUGGCCCAGUACCUGGUCCAACUACAAACCUCAAUAUAGGGAUGGAUUAUUGGGCCAACACAGCAAGCUCCACACCUGCAAUUCAUGGCAAAGUGACCCCGACUACAGUUACGGGUGCUGUGGUCCCAGCCGAGCAGUGGAUACAGGAUGAACGCGAACUCAAAAGGCAAAGAAGGAAGCAGUCCAAUAGGGAGUCGGCACGCAGAUCUAGGUUGCGUAAACAGGCUGAGUGUGAAGAGUUAGCUCAACGUGCUGAUGUUUUAAAGCAGGAAAAUGCUUCACUUAGAGAUGAAGUUAACCGUAUCAGAAAAGAGUAUGAGGAACUUCUAUCAAAGAAUAACUCACUAAAGGAAAAAAUUGAAGGCAAACAACACAAAACUGAUGAGGCAGGACUUAACAACAAGCUGCAACAUUCUGGCGAUGACAGCCAGAAAAAAGGAAACUAAUUGAGCUAUCAUGCAAUGCUCGCAUGGCAUGGCCCUAACUAGAUUAUUGGGAGGCGCAAUUGUAGUAUGCGUAUUAACUCCUUACUUUAUUGCAGUUAAUUGUUACCAGGUUGUGAUAAUGUUAAUGCCAACCUUGUGUGUGGGUGGUUCCUGUUCCAGAUCUAUCUUGGCUUAUCUUUUAGAAGUCAAGAUGUGACUGAAGAAGUAGGUUGUGACCCAGUUCACUGUAUCUGUUAGAAAUAGUGGAUAAACUCAAAUUUACAAAUUUGUAUUGCUGACUAGUACUGUUAUGUAUACCUGGCAAAAGACUGGUUUCUUUUAAUUCAAUCAGGUUGAGCAUUUUGCUGGGCUUUCGUUUC